CUCCUCACUAAAUAUCUCAAUUCACCUAACUUGUCUCUAAGUUCAUAUAAGGUUGUAUUCAGUUGUCAACAACAAUCAAAGCAAGAGACGAAGAAAAACAGAGGAAAAAAAAAAAGAUAAUUCUUUUUGAGUUCUUGAAAUACUUGUUUUAUUUUGUGUUUUUACAAUUUGAGAAAGGAAAUGAAGCGAAAGUUCCAUGCUUUUAUGUUCCCCUGGUUUGCUUUUGGUCAUAUGAUUCCUUUUCUACAUCUUGCAAACAAACUAGCUGAGAAAGGUCACCGGGUUACUUUCUUGCUACCUAAGAAAGCUCAAAAACAGUUGGAACAUCACAACUUGUUCCCAGACAGUAUUGUCUUUCACCCUCUCACAAUUCCUCCUGUCAAUGGCCUCCCUGCUGGUGCCGAGACAACCUCGGAUAUCCCAAUCUCGAUGGACAACUUCUUGUCCGAAGCCUUGGAUCUCACUCGCGAUCAGGUUGAAGCUGCGGUUCGUGCUUUGAGACCGGACAUGAUCUUCUUCGAUUUUGCUCAAUGGGUUCCAGAAAUGGCUAAAGAGCAUAUGAUCAAGAGUGUGAGUUACAUCAUCGUAUGUGCGACAACUAUAGCUCAUACACAUGUCCCUGGUGGUAAAUUAGGUGUUCCUCCAUCAAGUUAUCCUUCAUCGAAGGUGUUCUUCCGUGAAAACGAUGCUCAUGCCUUAGCAACCUUGUCGAUCUUUUACAAGAGACUUUAUCAUCAGAUCACUACAGGUCUUAAGAACUGUGAUGUCAUUGCAAUGAGGACCUGCAAAGAAAUAGAAGCGGUUAAGCCACCGAGAGGAUCAUCAACGGUCCAAGAAGGGUUACCACAAGGGUUCGAGGAGCGAGUAAAAGGUCGUGGUGUGGUUUGGGGAGGGUGGGUACAACAACCAUUGAUAUUGUCUCAUCCAUCAAUAGGUUGCUUUGUGAACCAUUGUGGUCCCGGAACAAUAUGGGAGUCUUUGGUGAGUGAUUGCCAAAUGGUUUUGAUUCCAUUUUUAAGUGAUCAAGUUCUCUUCACAAGAUUGAUGACCGAGGAAUUCGAGGUCUCUGUAGAAGUGUAUAGGGAAAAAACAGGAUGGUUUUCAAAGGAGAGCUUGAGCAAUGCGAUCAAGUCUGUGAUGGAUAAAGACAGUGACCUCGGGAAGCUAGUGAGGAGUAACCACACCAAGUUGAAGGAGAUUUUGGUUAGUCCGGGAUUAUUGACCGGUUACGUGGAUAACUUUGUAGAGGCAUUGCAAGAGGAUUUGAUCUGAUUAUGUUGAAGAUGUUGAUGAUAAUAAUUUUCAAAGUAUAAUUGAAAGGGGAAAUAAUAUAUUUGAUAUUAUAAUAAAAUAAUGAGUGAUUAAGAGAGAGUUGAACAAAGUUAUGGUUAAGAGAGUGUUGAUUAAAUUAGUGGUUAAGAUUGUAAAAUAGCUUAGGAAAUAUUUUUGUAACUUUGGGUCAUCUAAUUUGAAAAGAAAGGAGGAUAAAUAGAAGAACAAUGACAAAGAUUAUUAAUAUGUAGUUUGAAAAACUA
This is a messenger RNA of Arabidopsis lyrata subsp. lyrata, 1535 nucleotides long. RefSeq names its product UDP-glycosyltransferase 79B7. NCBI's taxonomy places the organism in Eukaryota, Viridiplantae, Streptophyta, Magnoliopsida, Brassicales, Brassicaceae. The transcript has 2 exons. Bases 181 to 1272 code for a protein of 363 amino acids. Gene Ontology annotation, molecular function: UDP-glycosyltransferase activity. The record is from RefSeq and is a predicted model, not a curated record.